Nipponia nippon (crested ibis) is the source of this 1328-nucleotide messenger RNA. The record is from RefSeq and is a predicted model, not a curated record. Lineage: Eukaryota; Metazoa; Chordata; Aves; Pelecaniformes; Threskiornithidae.
GCAAUGGCCAUGCAGAUGCAGCUGGAAGCAAAUGCAGAUACAUCAGCAGAGGAAGAGAGCUUUGGCCCACAGCUCAUCUCUAGGUUAGAGCAAUGUGGAAUAAAUGCAAAUGAUGUGAAGAAAUUAGAAGAAGCUGGAUUUCACACAGUUGAGGCUGUUGCUUAUGCACCAAAGAAGGAGCUACUAAAUAUUAAGGGCAUCAGUGAAGCCAAAGCUGACAAAAUCUUGGCUGAAGCAGCUAAACUGGUUCCGAUGGGUUUCACCACAGCAACGGAGUUCCACCAGCGGAGGUCAGAGAUCAUCCAGAUCACCACUGGGUCCAAAGAACUUGAUAAACUUCUGCAAGGAGGAAUAGAAACAGGGUCCAUAACAGAGUUAUUCGGGGAGUUUCGUACUGGAAAAACACAGUUGUGUCAUACCCUGGCAGUAACCUGUCAACUUCCCAUUGACCGAGGUGGUGGUGAAGGAAAAGCUAUGUAUAUUGACACAGAAGGGACCUUCCGUCCAGAACGUCUUCUUGCUGUGGCUGAAAGGUAUGGCUUGUCUGGCAGUGAUGUCCUAGAUAACGUGGCAUAUGCGCGAGGUUUUAACACGGAUCACCAGACCCAGCUGCUGUAUCAGGCAUCCGCUAUGAUGGCUGAAUCACGAUAUGCGCUGCUGAUAGUGGACAGUGCCACAGCCCUUUAUCGGACAGAUUACUCAGGAAGAGGUGAGCUGUCAGCUAGACAGAUGCAUCUGGCCAGAUUUCUGCGCAUGCUGCUUCGACUUGCAGAUGAGUUUGGCGUGGCAGUUGUGAUCACUAACCAAGUGGUAGCACAAGUAGAUGGAGCAGCCAUGUUUGCUGCAGAUCCCAAAAAACCUAUUGGAGGAAACAUCAUAGCACACGCUUCCACCACGAGACUGUAUCUGCGAAAAGGCCGAGGCGAAACCAGAAUCUGUAAAAUCUAUGACUCUCCUUGCCUUCCUGAGGCUGAAGCGAUGUUUGCUAUUAACGCUGACGGAGUGGGAGACGCUAAAGACUGAAGCCUCCGUUUCGUUUCCCGUGUAACCCAAGACUGGGUGUCCGUAAAAGGCUCCUUUCUUUGUGGCACCUUACAGACGCUUUCCCAACGCAGCCGCCGUGCAAACGCUGGCAGAGGAAUCUCUUGUAUUUCAGCAGAGAAGUCCCUCAGGUGAAUACACUUUGAGACACAUCUAGAGGUCUUGCUUGGAAGAGAUCUGCCCUCUUGGGCUUUAGUCACAUGUUAGAUUAACGUGGUUCCUUGAGAACCUUUUCAGAGGACCGUAGCCUUCGUAUUUUCCUUGCGGCUGUUGCUCCAGCUGGAUUC